Molecule: messenger RNA, 5534 nt
Organism: Stylophora pistillata
Lineage: Eukaryota; Metazoa; Cnidaria; Anthozoa; Scleractinia; Pocilloporidae
Biological process (GO): signal transduction
Cellular component (GO): cytoplasm
Molecular function (GO): signaling adaptor activity
Source: RefSeq, a predicted model, not a curated record
UCUUGCUGAGUUGAGUGCCCGUUUCGCUUGAUGGUACAGACACUGUCAAUGCAAGCUGCUAUACAAACAAGAACCAAGACGUAUUCAUGACGAAAAUGGACGAUGAAGAUAUUAUGAUCUCAGGAUAUCUGCGGAAAUCGCCACCAGAAAACAAAUUUAAAGUCAGCUCGAGAGCUAUUUCAUUGCAGCUAAAAUUUUGGCAGAAACGCUUCUUUGUUUUGCACAAAAAUGGAAAACUUCGGUACUAUAAGAGUGAUAAAGAGAAACGACCAAUAAAAGAUGCACUAAACUUGGUGAAUUGCAAGUCUGUUGAGUCACAUUUAGCUAACACAAAAUUCAAGAAUGUGUUCAGUAUUGCCAUGGAGACAAGAACAUAUUAUCUUGUGGCAGACACACAAGAGGACAUGGAAAACUGGGUAGCUAAAAUAUGUAAUGUUUGUGGAUUUUCAAGGACAGAUGAUGAUAAUCAAGUUGUUAACUCACCCCAGAAAGGAAACACACCCCAGCCAUCUCCAAUACAUUCACAGCCAAUUGCUGCUAGACUUCGGCCAACAAGUCCUAUUGGUUCUCCUUCUAGCAUUUCAUCAUCUAGCUCAAGUGUCACAUCCCCAACAGGCCCCUGUCCACUCUCAAUUCCCAAACACAUAAUUGACGAAAGAAAAAAAAGCAGGUCAAACAGUGAUCCUCCAGACCCUUCACCAGUCCUUCAAGUUUACCAUGAUAAACAAAGGAGGCAGUCAGAGCAAAUUGGAAGCCUAACAUGUCCUGUGAAUGUUCAUGGUGUACUUAGUGGGCGGCACUCCCCAUCUGGUGUAUCACCAAGACAGGAUAUGGCCACAAUUGGGGGUCCAUCUGAAACUUAUGAUGUGGUACCUACCCCAAGAUAUGUAUCUCAAGAGCCAUAUGACAUUUUACCAAGUCCCCAGAGAGUUCCUCGUACUCCAGGAACAGAGGAAAAUUAUGAUGAUGUACCCAUUCCUCGACCAUUCAAUUUCCCCACUCAUUCUUCCUCACCACGAGUGAAAUCAACAGGUCGACUUUUGUCACCUUCACGAGAUGACUAUGAUGCUGUACCUCUGCCACGUCCAGUCUCUCAGGCCAGUAACAGAUCCUCACAAGAUAUCUAUGACAUGGUGCCUCCUCCAAGGCCAGCAUCUUCUUGUAGUGAGACUCAGGAUGACCAGGGAUUGUAUGAUAUACCUCCUACUCUGAGGUCACCUGAGAAGGAAAACUACGAUUUUGUUCCACCUCCCAGGCGAGCAUCUGCUGCUGAUGAGCAAGAUGGCCAAAGUUUAUAUGACAUUCCUCCCAUCAUAAAGAUGCAUGAACAGGAAAACUAUGAUGUUGUUCCUAUUCCGAAGCCAAUUGCAAAAAAGAAUACACAUGUUAGCCAGGGUCUCUAUCGAGCACAAGAAAGUGAAAAUUAUGACAUUGUUCCUCAGCCAAGACCAGUAUCUACUGGGAGUGACAUGCAAGAUGGCCAAGAUAUCUAUGAUGUUCCACCUAGUGGAAGAAUUUUAGAACAGAGUAAUUAUGACACCCCACCACCUGUGCACAGACGCAGACAAGCCCAGCAGGAUGCAUCAAAGGAAAAUUAUGAUGUUGUGCCGCUACCACGCCCUACAUCACAAGAUGUAUACGAUGUUGUUCCCCCAGCUAGACCUGCUCAUGCUAGGAGCUUACCAAGGGAUGAAAAUAAUCAUGACCCCCGUUUUUCAGACAGUUAUUGCCGUCCGAGUAGUGAAGAUGUUUCAGAUGUUUACAACUGGGUACCACCUCCAGUACCAUCCCCAUAUCAGUCUAAAAAUGUUGAUUAUGACACUUUACCAAAAACCAACCGUCCUGUCAGUGCAGAUUCUGGACUAAAUGCCUCAUUUUCAAGCAUUUGUUCCUUGAAGUUAGAGAACCAAGAUGAAAAGUAUGAUGCACCUUUACCUCCAGUUCCAAAAGACAGAGACUCUGGAUCUCUAAGUGAUGAGACUCCUGAUUGUGAUCCUAAUCUUGAGGAUAUUUAUGACAGGCCACCAAAUUUAGCAUCUAGAGACUCCAUUUAUGAUGUCCCUCCUAAGCAAGAAGAUAUAUAUGAUGUGUUACCCAGACAUCCGACUGAAGUGUAUGAUGUCCCUCCGACGUCCACUGAUGAUAUCUAUGAUGUGCCUCCACCAGCAAUUCCUAAUCAAGCUGGAAACACAGUGGCUCCAGCAGUUGAUCGCACGCUGAAACGACCACCACAAGUCAACAGAGCAAUUAAGCCAAAGACACAAACAUCACAAGACCACAGUUACUGUAACAUGGCACCACCUGUUGAUCGACAAAGCAAGUAUAAGAAAAACACUAUGCCUCAGCCAGAGCAUAGUUACAUUAAUUAUCGAUCGCAACCGCGUCCUCAGAAUCUACCUCUUGUGAGGGUUUUAAAUAGCAACCCAUUGGUUGGGUCCUUGCCAAACCAGCCAAACAAGUAUCAACGACAAUCUGAGUGUGCAAUUGAUGAUUUAGAGUAUUGUGAAAUGACACCCACAAGAUCACAGUGGACAAGAUGCUACAGCCUUGAUAAAGAUGGAACAUCCCAGCCACAUGGUAACAAUCAAUUUUAUGAAGACAUGACAUCUAUACAGAGCAGGAGGUUCUCUGGUGCAAAGAGCAGCUCCUCAUCAUCAUCCUCUUUGGCUGAGAAUGACGAUAUCUACACAGCCAUGAGUCCUGGCCAUGCUUCUUCUUCUUCACCAAUGUCAAUGGAACAGAGGAAAAGAAGAGAUCUUCUGUAUGCAGAGGUAGAGAUUGUGGACAAUCCUCACCUCAAGCCUCAGGCAGCUGCAGUAAUCAAGAAAUCUAGCAACACCCAUUACACUUACAUAAAUGAGGAAUCAACCAGAGCUCUACUGGAAACUUCCAAUGCACGAAGAGAGAAAUCGCUGAUUGGGCACAUGUAGUUACAUGAUCAAAGGACAAAUAUUGCAAUUAUUAAAGAUAUGUCGCUUUUAUUUUGUUUGGUAAUGAAGAGGUACUGUUAUGAAAUAGGGAAAAAAAGAGAGAGAAAAAAAAUUAUGGAAAAUAAUUUUUAGGAUUGUGCAGCUUGUCAUUUUGGUUUGUCUCAAACCCUCCCAAAAAUUCAAUGUUUCUUUUAGAGAAAUAUGGCGCAAUGUUCAUCUAUUUGAGGCUGAAAUUAUGUGAAUACAGUGGAAGUCUGUAGUUUGUCAUGAAAAUGCUGUCAUAUCAAUGUUAUUGUCUGAUUACGGUACACACUGGCAGAUAAGCUGCACUUGCAGAUAAGCCACACCUUGAGUUUGGUAAAUCAGAGUUUGGUAAAUCAAAGUUCGGAAAAAAGUUAUUUUGAAAAGAAAUCCAAAGAAAUUACAAGUGGAAUCUUGAGAAAGCUCUUAACAUUGGUUGCCUCAUUGAUUGUACACCCAUGUAAUCUCAAUAAUGUUGAAAAAAGAGAAUACUUUAAAUCCUUACCAAUUAGAAGAAUAUAAUGUUAUGGACAGCUACCACACCCUUGAUUUGUUACAAAGUUUUGGGGAAAAAGGUGUGGCUUAUUGAGCCUAGUUUAAGGUUACUAGGUUGACGUGGAUGAGAGCAUUUUUCUUGGAGGGCAAAAAUGAAGUGUUGUUGUUCAUUUACCAGCUGGGUGUGAUGGGUUCAUGCUUUAUCACAAAGAAUGAAGUCUUUAAGAAGAUGUAAGUGUACAGUGUACAAGGUGUAGUGAUUCCAGUGUUAUCAUGAUAAAUCAGGAGUCCUACAUACAAAGACAGAAAAAAGUAGAAUUGUUUUGCAGUUUUGGUGGUGAAUUUGAUGUUGAAUACAGCAUUUAAGCAUUUUAUUUGUCAGUUACAAUUUGUUCACUUGUACAAUGUAAAUAUCAUUUUGUACAGGUAAAUUGUAUAAGCAGCAAAUGUAUAGUAGUUAGUAUCAGUAUGAAAAUUAUUUCACAUAGACAUCCAAUUACAUUAAGAUCUUCCCCUUUUAUAAGUGAAUUUAUAAUGACUAAGGAAGCUUCAGUGACACUGUGCUGAUCAAUUUGAAGCUUCAAUAUCCCCCCUCCCCCCCUGUGGUAACCCAUAAACAUUUGACUGUUGUCCAUGCUCAGUGGGUAGGGAAUUAGAACCUUAACUGUCAGGGGUGGGGAAUUUGAACUGGAAUUGGAAAAGUAAUCUUCAAACGUUUAGAUCUCAGGGGGGAUUGCUCAGGGGGUGUUGAAGCUUCAAAUUGUCAGACAUAAUUUUGAUGUUUUAUGAACAAAAGAGAUAAACGUAGGUAAUAUUUUUAAACUGAAAUAGCUUUGCUACCCUCUAAUUUGUAAUUUGUUUGUAGAACACUGUCUGUGCAUGAUAUUUUCACAUACAUGUAGUUCUAAAGCAUGAUGUAAUUCAAACGAGUGAUUUCAAGUAGUAGAACCUCAGAUGUUCUAAAAGCCAGAACUAGAUGAUAAUUUGAGAACAAAGGGGAACGAUAGAUCGAGUAAAUUCAUCGUGUCUUUAAAUUUGACAACAAAUAAACAGAAAACCGAGAUGUUAAGUGACAGUUAUAUUUUGGUAUAAACUAUACUCAGAUGUUCUGUUUCACUCUUGUAAUGCAUCACUAGAAUACUGUAGUGUCCUGGUACAUUGCUGAGGUAUUUAAUUGUGAAUAGUUUUAAUUUUUUUACUCUAGAGAGAAGAGAAUAGAUGACAAGUGACGAGGCCAAAGGCUCAAUCAAACUAUGAAAUUUUCAUAUCUGCUGUCUAUGCAUCAGCUGAAAGAUGCCAAGUACUGCAGCUACUAAGAAUGCAUGUUUGCAUUAGAGUAUUAGUCAGAAUGUGGGCAUUGUUUCAUGACCUUGUUUAAAAUUAAUCUUUAAGAUGAUAAUGCAAUGCAGUACUUACUGUAAAUGCAGAUAGCAUCAUGGUAAUUAGUUCUGUUUUUCAGGGAAGUAACAUUAACAUUAAAGAUUACUUGUGCUGAUGGUGAAAUAGAACUCAUGCUAUGUAAAAAUGUUACAAAGCAGUGUUUACUAGCUCCUGAACUUUUAAGUGCACUAAUAAAUGAUAAGGAGUGUCUUGAAUGUUUUGAUGAAACCCUUCAUCAUAAGCUUUUAUAGAUAUUUUACUGUUAUGGAGUAACUGAUAAAUGUUUCUGUUCAUUGUUGUUGAAGUUGCCAUUAGUUUGGUUGAUAGAAAUGCUAUUUCCUACGCUUACAGUUUUGCAUGAUCAUGGAGGUCUGCAAGAACUUUUUUGCUACAUGGGACUUUUGAUGUUGGCUACAACCUAAAAUGAAAGGAGAAAUGUCAAUUGUACGCUAGUGUGAGUAGUAAAUAAGUGUUUUUUGUAGUCAUCAUAAUAUUAUAUAUUUUUAUAUCAGUAAAAUUAAUCGACUACUUGCUUAUCUGGUGCCCUUUGGAGUGGUCUUUUUAGUUUAUGUUGUUUGUCAUAGUUGUGUAAACUUAUUUUUACAGUAAAUUUUGUGCUAGAGAGCUGCUGUGACAUUGGCGACAGAUAUAAAGACGAGCUUUAAAAAAAUGAUUCUAAGAUCGUAAUAAAUAUCACGGUGUAUUGCA